This is a messenger RNA of Trichoplax adhaerens, 2805 nucleotides long. RefSeq lists its product as uncharacterized. Gene Ontology annotation, biological process: inositol phosphate biosynthetic process; inositol metabolic process. The annotation marks the transcript as partial. Gene Ontology annotation, cellular component: cytosol. Gene Ontology annotation, molecular function: 5-diphosphoinositol pentakisphosphate 1-kinase activity; inositol hexakisphosphate kinase activity; diphosphoinositol pentakisphosphate kinase activity. The record is from RefSeq and is a predicted model, not a curated record. Lineage: Eukaryota; Metazoa; Placozoa; Uniplacotomia; Trichoplacea; Trichoplacidae. The transcript has 24 exons.
GACCACUCAAUAAGUGGAAAUCGUAUUGUAAUAGGAGUGUGCUCUAUGAAUAGAAAAUCAAGAGCGAGACCAAUGAAAGAAAUACUGAAUCGCUUGCGUAAAUAUGAUUCGCUACAAAUUAUUACCUUCCAAGAUGACGUCAUUCUUAAUGAACCGGUCGAAAAAUGGCCCUGUUGUGAUUGCUUGAUAGCUUUCUACUCUUCUGGAUUUCCCUUGAAGAAGGCGAUAGAGUAUGCACAGUUACGAAAGCCGUUUCUCCUUAAUGAUUUAACGAUGCAAUACGACUUGAUGGACAGAGCAAAGGUCUACAGGAUUUUAAAAAAACAUGAGAUACCAAUACCUAGAUAUACCAUCUUGGAAAGAAAUUUAGACAAUGAAAAUGAUGGUCAGAACAUUGAUGAACUUGAAGAUAUCUUAAAAGUUAGUGGGGAAAUAUUCCACAAACCCUUUGUUGAAAAGCCAGUAUCGGCUGAAGAUCAUAAUAUUGUCAUAUAUUAUCCUUCUUCCGCUGGAGGUGGAAGCCAGCGACUAUUUCGUAAGAUCGGCUCAAAAUCAAGUGUUUACAAGCAAGAAAGCCACGUUAGAAGAGAUGGGUCAUACCUUUACGAGGAAUUCAUGCCCACAGAAGGAGUCGAUGUUAAGAUCUACACAGUUGGACCAGAAUAUGCACAUGCUGAAGCUCGAAAAUCACCAGCAUUAGAUGGAGUUGUUGAGAGAGAUAUACAAGGGAAAGAAGUUCGAUAUCCUAUCAUUUUGACAGCUGCUGAAAAAACUAUUGCCAGAAAAGUGUGUCUAGCGUUUAAGCAAACUGUUUGCGGUUUUGAUUUACUAAGAGCAAACGGUAAAUCGUAUGUCUGUGAUGUAAAUGGCUUUAGCUUCGUCAAAACAUCUCAAAAGUAUUAUAACGACUGUGCACAAAUUCUAGGACAUAUGAUUUUGUCACAUUUCUCACCUCAGCAGCCCAUCCCCCUAGUAAUAUCUCGCAAGGCGGAUGAUGUACCUUUAAGUAUUAAAGUUAAGAAUGGCCUAGAACUCCGUUGUGUUAUCGCUAUAAUGCGUCACGGUGAUCGUACGCCAAAGCAGAAGCUCAAAAUGCAUGUAAACCAUGAAAAAUUUAUCGAAAUCUUUCGAAAAUAUGGUGGAAGUGAACGUAAAAAUUUGAAAUUAAAAAAACCGAAACAAUUACAAGAAAUUUUAGACAUUGUUCGAGAAUUGCUAUUUACCUUUGACUCGAACCAGGACAAGACUAUCUUUGAAUCUUACGAAAAAUUACAACAGCUGCGCGCAGUCCUAGAAAUGUACGGUCAUUUCUCUGGUAUAAAUAGAAAGGUCCAAUUAAAGUGUAUGAACAAAAGAAUUAGAGCUGACGGUAACAGCAACAGUAGCGACGAUAACAGAGCUUCUAGGCCUAGCUUACUCUUGAUUGCAAAGUGGGGAGGUGAACUAACACCUUUAGGACGUAGUGAAGCUGAGCGCUUGGGUUGUGCUUUUAGAUGUAUAUACCCAAGUGGUCAAGGAGAGUAUAGUAACUAUCCAGGAUCCGGCUUCCUGAGAUUACACAGCACUUAUCGACACGACCUGAAGAUUUAUUCUUCCGAUGAGGGUCGUGUGCAAACGACUGCCGCCAGCUUUGCGAAAGGUUUACUCGACCUUGAGUGUGGCUUAACUCCCAUACUGGUCCAUUUAGUGAAGAGUAACCACACCAAUAGGAUGUUAGACACGUCAACGCAUGCAGAAAGCCUCAUGAUGGAAGUAAAAAGUCGUUUACAUGAGAUCUUGCAAAAAGAUGAAAACUUUACAGAAGAAGACUAUGCUUAUCUUUCAUCUGUGAAAUCAAAUUCCAUUAUUGCAGCAAUGAAAAUGAUAGGAAAUCCUCGCAGAGCUUGUCAAAAAGUGUUUGAAUUAGUUCGAUCUCUUACCAAACAAUUAAAAGGUCUUAUAGAAAUUUCUGAAAACCAAACAGAAGAGCCGUUGUUGUAUAUGGGUGAAAGUUUGGUAAUGAUGUAUAAAAGAUGGACAAAACUGGAAAAGGAAUUUAAGAGAAAUGAUUUAUUCGAAAUUAGUAAGAUACCGGAUAUUUACGAUUGCAUUAAAUAUGAUGCUCUGCAUAACAGAGAUUUACGACUUGAUAAUAUACACGAUCUUUAUAAAGCCGUAAAACCUUUAGCUGAUAUUGUAAUUCCACUGGAAUACGGCAUUACCGGUGAAGAGAAACACGAAAUAAGCGAAAAGAUUUGUCAUAAUCUUUUUCGGAAGUUGCGAGCUGAUUUGCAGCAUAACAUCUGCUGCGAUACGGAGUCUAGUAACAGGCUCAAUCCGAAAUACUCCCAAGGUGUCAUUACGCCUGAUCGGCACGUUCGGACGCGACUUUAUUUUACCAGUGAAAGUCAUAUCCACACCCUAUUAUCUGCUAUCCGCGAUAGCAAAUUAUGUGAUGCGUCUGAUAAACAAUGGACUAAGUCAAUGGAAUGUAUGGAAGAUAUCUCUGAAUUGAAUUAUCUGACUCAAAUUGUUUUCAUGCUGUAUGAGGAUCCCAGUCAAGAUGUUAGUUCGGAACAGAAAUAUAGAGUUACACUACACUUUAGUGCAGGAGAUCGGCUGCUAGAAGAGCAACUUGGUGAAAAGUCCAUUUAUAGAAAGGUAUCAGAAAAUAGUAAUUUUAACGAUAAAACGUCAGUUAAAGAGGCUCCUUCCAAAAAAGAUGGAACUGAUGCUCCUAUCGAAAGUAGCACAGAUGACAAUUCAGGUAAGAAGUUCAUAUUCACUUUAAAUACUGUACAGUAUGUACUGUAUGCUGCCAAAUAG